Messenger RNA from Xyrichtys novacula (pearly razorfish), 14503 nucleotides. The record is from the annotation of a GenBank genome assembly. Lineage: Eukaryota; Metazoa; Chordata; Actinopteri; Labriformes; Labridae.
GCCAACAUUUCAAGUACUUCACUCGUAAUACGAAUAAUUGCUAAUAGUAGCGAUCCUCUGCUGACUCCCUGUGGUAUUUAGUGUCCACCACACCCCUCUAAACUGAGCGAAGUGGUAUCGUCCAUUCAUGAAUUCAACAUGGAGGCUCUGGUGCUGUGAAUAUCAUUGUUGAGAAAUGUUGAAUCGAGUCCAGGGAAGGCGAUAAAGUCAUUGAUAGAGACAUGCGGAUAAACACAUAGACGGAGCGGAAGAAAAGUCGAGCCCGACGAUUAUUUGACCUUCCAGGUUGCCCUCAGGAAACGAUUAGCCCGUAGUGUUUGGUGGCAUGAGUUUGCAGUUAAGUAAGCUAAUAGUUUUAAUGUGAAGUCCGUCCGUCCGUGUGUGUGUGUGUGUGUGUGUGUGUGUGUGUGUGUGUGUGUGUGUGUGUGUGUGUGUGUGUGUGUGUGUGUGUGUGUGUGUGUGCGCGCGCGUGCUGCAGCUGAACCCAGAUGGACCCGGGUCAAAUCACCGGGGUGUACGGGGAAGUUAGCGGUCUCCCCACGCCUGUUUCCGCUCAUGUGAAGGAGGAGCAGCUCCCUGAGGUCCGGAUCUACACUGUGGAUGUUGGUGAGCCCCCCUCCCCCUCCCCCUCCCCCUCCCCCUCUCUCUCUCUCUCUCUCUCUCUCUCUCUCUCUCUCUCUCUCUCUCUCUCUUUAUGAAGGGUCAUUAUUGUCAUUUUUUAUGUUCUUCCAUUAUUUAUGUUAAAGCAAGAAGAAAUUACACAUUAGACAUUUUAAUGUAAUGAUUUAAAAAGCUUUGUAUAACAGCAGAUAUAUCACACCAGUCUGUUGGUAGAAUAGCGCUGUCCUCUAUUGCUGCCAUUGCUGUUUGUUUUAUUUUCUAUGUAACUACACAGUGUCUGUACUUUAAAUCGAAAAUCAGACAAAGUGGUUCACCUUUGUUCAGCAGACAAUGUUAAAACAAGAAUCAGCAAGGACAGCUGCAUAGCCUAACAUUAAAAUGUUGAAAUACAAGGACUAAGCAAGACAUACUGUACGUGCCAUUGUUAGCCUCUUCCCUGUGUUAUACCAAAAAAGGGGAGGCCAAAGGGGGUAUGUUCAAUGCGUUUGUGUCUGUAUUUUCAACAAUUAGCUCAAGAGGACAGUAAAAAAAAAAAAAAAAAAAAAAGGUAAGUAAAUGCAAGUACUUUAGUAUCUGAAGGUCAGGAGUCUUCACAAUAAACACAGGAUUAUCAGUGCAAAUGUGUUUACAUUUUGCAUUGGACCACUUAAAUGAAGACUCACUGUUGUUGUUAAUGAGAGGUCAGAAUGUAAUUAGAAAUCACCCUCUGGGAAUGACUACCAGAUUCAGAAUUUGUUUGGGUUUCCUGUGAAGCUGCCGGUCAGAGAUCUAAAGGGUUUAAAAAGGUUAAGAGAGUUAACCCAUCUGGUUAUCUGGAAUACUCCCAGCCUGGCUGACAGUUGUUUAUUGUGCAGCAAAUUGGAUUGCAGGUUCGAGGAAGGACAUUUGCUUCUGCUGAUUCAACAAAAGCUGCUGUUUGAAAGGCUGUUAUGUGACAAAAGUUACACAAAACGUUGUUGGAGUAACCUUGAAUUCAUAGAAUUUGUACAACAAACAAAUAGUAAAGGUGAGAUGUUUUAUAAUGAAACAUGAGGAUCAUUAGCAGGGAUUAAAACUCAGGCUAAAACCUGCAUUUCUGACAGUGUUUUAGACAUUUCUUCUUUUACAUAUAUGGAUCACUGAAAUAGCCAGUCUUCUCUUUAUUUAACAAAAUAAACCAAACUCAUCUAGAGUGGAGUCAGAGCGACCUAGUCCGAGGCUCCAGACUGACCUACACACAGCGUUGGACUCUCAUCUCAAACAAUAAUGACCACAAGAGCAUCAGGACUGUCCUCCCACCUGGACCAUGUGUGCCUGUGUCUGGAGAGUGAGUAUACACUCACAGAACACUUCGAAUGGUUUAAUGAGUUCCUUAUAUAUCUGAACUUUGUUUUUGCCAUUUUGCCUUAACUUUAACUUCCCAUCUUACUGCAGUGAUGUUGAGGAUGUCACUUGUCUAUUAAACUGAUGAACCCUAAACCGCACAGAGGGGUGAAUCACUGCAGUUUUACAGCUGUAAUUAAAUAUUAAUGAAACACAGAGCCUUUAUUUCUCUUCAGGCUUCUGAGUGGACUCUCUCCCAAUCGAUGCCUGAGGGCUGUCAUAAGGGAAACAGCAGGCCACCAGCUCCUCGAGGUAAAAGUCACAGACUGCGACAUUCUUUGUAAUAUCAGCAUUGAAGCUUUCUUCAUCUCGUUGUUUCUGCUCAGAUAUGGGACCAGCAUGGCCUCAGGAAAUGCCUCAACCUGACUGCUCUUAACAAACAUGGGCGAGUCUAUGAUGAUGGUAGGGCUUUUUCUGUUUUUAGGUGUCUCUUGGUAUUUUUGAGUGUGUGUUGAAACUCCUACUGGUGUGUUUCCAGCACAUUUGGGCUGCCUGUCAUGGUCAGACUGUGAGAACAAACUCUUGUAUGUAGCUGAGAAGAGCAGAAGCACCUCAGGGGAAAUACAGGUAAGUCACACACUUACACACAACUGAGGGGUACAAGAAUAUACAAUUUUAUUGAUACUGUAAACAUGUUAACCUGAGCACUUGCUUUUCUUCUGAUGUGAUUAACUUUACACUAAAAUGGUAAUAUAGCUGAUGUUUAAUUUUGCUUGUCCAUCUAAACAGGAUAGGAGAGUGUACAGUGAAGACUGGGGCGAGGGUCUGACCGAUAAGAGCGUUCCUGUGAUUUGUGUGGUGAAUCUGCAGAGUGGCUCUCUGAGCGUGCUGCACGGUAUUCCCCCUGAUGUCUCACCCGGACAGGUGAGGGCAGAGCACUUUAAACUUUUCUGACAGAGCAUUAGUCAUGUCAGUGUGAUUUAGUAGGAUAGUUGAAAUAAAUUCAGUGUCUAGGUGUGGUUCUGUGUCAAAAGGUCCUUCUCGAGCUUAAAAAUCGUCUCAUAUUCCCAUUCUAUGUCUUGAUUGUUUGUUUGAUUGAUUGAUUGAUUGAUUGAAGCAUUAAAGAAAUAAGAUAAGAAGAACUGUAUUCAUCACUGAGGGGAAAUUUGAUAUGAAUAUGAUCCAUAUAGAAGGCAUGGGAUCCUUCUUAUCUAACCAAACUACCUUCUUCAAUACUGCAUUAACAGUACAAUGAAUUUCACUUCUCAGAACCCUGGAGUUGCUUGAUUGCAGUUGCCUCCAUCAGCAAUAUUUCUCUGCAUUAUCAUGUGAUCCACAAGUAUUGUUCUGAAUCAGCACUUAAACAUUUAAAUGCCAAAGUAGCACAGUAAUUUAUUGGACCAGUGACUCCUAUAUUCUGCAAGGAAAAAAUCAUUUUAGUCAAAAAGACCUCCAAAAGAAAAGACAGAAAUUUAACCUCAAGGCAUAGAUUAGGAGUUGUUGUUUUUUUCAGAUGGCUAUUAACCAAUAUUUUCAACCAAUGUACUUUUAAAGUAAAAAACAAAACUCUUUCUGUUAUGAAUUAAAAUGUGCAAGUCCAACUCAAAAUUUGAUUUAAGUUCUUCUAGCAAAUGUUCAGUCAAAACUUUCGACAUCACAUACAGAAGUUACCUGUUAUUACAUGUGCUAAGGAUUUUACAUUUCAGGAAAAAAAAAAAAACAACAACAAAAAACAUCUCUCAGUUUUGCUUGCAAAAUCCCACUGAUGUGAAUAAAGUCAGUAUAAUUUAUGUUACCAUGAAAGGUUACUGUAGCUUUUAACUAUGUCAUCUACUGAGGUCAAAUGAAAUAAGGUUUGUCCUGGUGACCAAAGAUACAGUCCUGUUAAGUCUUCUUUCUAUUACAGUGAUUGUUCCACACAAUCUAUGGAUUGUUCUCAUCUCUAUACUGUCACAAGAAACAACAACAUGAGACAGAGUGCUGAGUGAAACCAGACCCAGAGGGAAGACGCAUCAUCAUCAGCAGAGCCAUAAUAACACAAUCUUUAGUCAACUUCUUUCGAUCAAUGAUCAGUAAAAGAAAACACUGAUACAGACUGACAAUCACUCAUCCCCCAGUCUAAAAUUGGUGUGAUUAAAAUCUUGGCUAUUACUAUCGCAGUAAACAUGAAUGUUAAUCUCCGGUACCACUGAUGAUUCUGGAUGUGUUGUCUUGUGUGUGUUUGUUUACCAGGCUCUGUGGGCUCCUGAUAGUCAGUCUGUGAUUUUCGUCGGCUGGUACCACAAGCCUUUCAGACUGGGACUGAAGUUCUGCUCCAACCGCAGGUGAGAUGGUCGCUGUGUUUUCUACCUUUGCAUGAAAGACAGCCCCAUGCAAAGAUAUGAGAAAUGUAGCAGAUGCAGCUGAAAAUCACAUGACCCUCUCUAAAGGAGGCAUCUGAGUUUUCUGCUCCGAGCUGCUUCACAAAACAUCUGUCUGUAUAAUUCAGAGGUUUCAGAAAUUCUGAUAACUCUGAUCGAUUUUGGGUUACUCUUCAUUCAUGAACAUGCACCUACUGUAUAUUGUCUUCAUCUUAUCCCUACACCUUUUACACUGGGCUUGCCUUGGAUCUGUAUUCAUACCGUAUUGAAACUGGAGGGACAUUUUUAACAGCAGGGCACUGAACAGAAAUAAAAAGAAACUUGAAUCAAGUUUCAUGUGUCUAUUUAUUGAUUGUGUCCAUCUAUUCAGUGUAUAUUUCUGUCCAAACUCUAUUUCAGGUCAGCAUUAUUCAAGCUUCACCUGGAUGGAAACUGCAGUAAGCACUUUUUUUUCUUCUUUCAGUUGAUGAACCGAACACUCACACAUGCUGCACUUUGCUGAUACAGUCCCUUUUUAUCCGUCUUUUACUCCAGAGUGUAUAUCUGGGGACAACCUGUCAGUUUCCUGUCCCAGGUUGAGUCCAGACAGGUCCACACUGAUCUACCUGCAGGGUCGAGUGUUUGGCCCUCACAACCAGUGCCUCAGCUUGCAGCAGGUACUGAUUGUGUUUGUGUGUUUGCACGUGCAUAUCUAUUUUUUUUUUUUUCUGCUGAUAGUGACUGUUUCUUCUCCACAGCUGGACUUGAAGAGUGGGAAAACCUCCACGCUGUUGGAUGUUGUCAAUAGACCGCUGCAGGGUGAGUCUAUUAGCUUGAGCCACAAUAGCAAGGUGACCGCUGAACACCUGGAAAUGAGAACUUUUGUACAUGCAGGUUAACCUGCACUCAGUUGGUUUUACAUGUUCUUAAAAAGCAGUAUCAGAGAAAUAAACCUAAUGCUCAAUAAUCAGAAAACCAGGCUGUAUUCCAACUUUCAACUUAAACAUUACACACUUCUGUGUUGCUCCUAGCAUGCAGUCCCCUAAAAUCUAUCUUAAUUUGUAGCUAUAACAUGAAACAUAUACAUCAGUUUUAGAGGAUGAGGUACUCCGACAAGACUUUUCUCUGUUUGACAAAGCCAACCUCAAAUUUCUAGAAAUUCUAUCCAAACUUUUAUCCAGAGUUACUCUUUUUAUUCACCACUUGUUCUAAUGUUCAAAGCCUAGUUUCUACAUUGACUUACUGUCGGGGGUUAGAUGAGGUAUUAAGCUUUCUCUCUUCCUGUGUGCAUGUUUCAGGUGAGUUUGCAGGUAUUUAUGAGACUCUGGUGCCCUGCUGCUGGUCUUCAGACAGUCGGAGAGUGGUGUUCAGUAGUGCCUGCCGAAACUGGAAGGUAAAACAGAACACAGUAUUUAGAGAAUAUUUUGCAAUCAUAACUCAGCAUGGAGAGGUCAUUUUAUGAGAAAUGCUAGGAUCACAGCUUGUGUUGGUCAGUGAGCUCAGAGGAGCUGCUGGGUGCUUUUUUGUGACCAGAGCUUCAGAUACUUAAAUGAUCAACUCAGGGACUUCGAGCACUUAUUAGCAAUAUUAGAGAACAGUUUAGAGUCAGGAUUGUGGCCCAUUUGCACCCUACAAAGGUAAAGCAGACAUUCAGCAAAACAAACAGUCACUAUUUCAAGUAUUUCUCUUAGGUACCUGGCAAAAGCUGUCACUGGUGUUAUUUGCUAGGAUUUUGAUGUUUUGAUGCGUAAAUCAGAGUAUGCAGACCUCUAAGUACACUUUCUGCUUCAAAGUUUCACAGUUAUUAAGAGAGUGGUAGCAUAUCAUUAAAACAUGCUGCACAGGUCAGUAAUUGGUCCUAAAAUAGCCCUCUGCUCCCUACAAAGGAAGUGCACAAAUCCUCUUGGCAUAAAAUAGUCCAUGUGCAUGUGGCGCCUAGACUGCUGGGCCAUUGGCACCCCCCAACCAGAUCUUUAAAUUACUGAGAUUAUAAGGUAUAUGCAUAAGGUUGAAACACAGUUUAAAAGGAUUCACUGUGAGGCACAACUGUGAAAUAGUGUGUCCUCAGAGCAGUAGAAAAAAACAGUGGCUGUCUAGGUCAGGGGAUCUGCAUCAAGCUGACCAAAUUUUUGUUGUGAGAAAUGUGAAGUGCCUCAAAUUUAUGAACACAUGCAGAAGUCCAAAAUGAAUGCAAUAACCAAUAUUUUUUUUCUUUUACGAAAGGGACGCCACUGGCUUCGCAAUCCACAUGCAUACCCUGUAUAUGGAGAUUAAAAGCCUUGAGUGGGCCUCCAGGGUUUGAUGCUGGCCUGGCUCAGAGAAAAAACCACACGCUAAAUUUAAUGUUUAGUAAGAGUAGAGAAUAUGAAGAGAGUCUGAUGCUGAUUAUGCAGACAUUUCCUUCUCUUUGGGAGACCUGAACAGGGAUUUUGUUUGUCUACUUUGGGGACCCAAAAAUAGAUGCUACAAAAAAAAGAAGAAAAAAAACUGUAAUUACUUUAAACUGAUAUUGUCACAAAUAGGCACAUAACAUCAUAAAGAGGAUGUGAAGAAAAAGUGAAGGAGUUCCAAAACAAAAGCUUUUAAGAGGGUGGGGGAUCUGGUUUAGUCUGAAAGAAAGCAGCCCAAUGUAAAGUCAGUUAUCUUUCACAUGCUUGUCAUAAUUUCUCAUAUAUUAUUUUUUUCAUUUAUCAUAUUUUCAUAUAUAUACUCACUGACUCCCUCCCUCUCUGUGUUUCUUUCAGGAUCUCUUUAUAGUGGACAGAAGCUCAAACAAAGUUACCUCCCUCUCUGAUAGUAAGAGUCCAUCCUCUCCUCCUCUUCCUCCUCCACCUCCUCCUCCCAUCUCUCUCAUGGUCCCAUCUCCAUCUCUCCCUUUCCCCCCUCCACCCUCUCCCUCUUCUAUUUCUCUGUCAUCUCUUGUUUUUCCCAAUCCUCUUUCUCCUGCUCUCCCUCCUCCCCCUUCUCCCCUUUCUACUUUACUAGCUCCUCCCUCUUCCUUUGACUCUCACCUUUCCCUGCCUUCCGUCUCCCCACUUCUUCCUCCUCCUCCCCCUUCUUCUGUUCUCGUAGUCACAGUUCCUCUCCCUGACACUCAACUUCCUCACCUUCCACCUCCUCCUCCUCCUACUCCUAUUCCUAAUCCUCCUUCUCGUCUUCCUCCACUAGACCCUCAUUUUCUCCCUUCUCUUCCUCCUCCUCCUCCCCCUCCACAUCUUCAUCAUCAAGACUACCAGAAAGACCAGGAAGGUAUGGCAGGAACAACAGGCUAAAGAAAUAUACUUCAAAUAUUUUUUAACUUUAAAACGGAGAAAAGACGCAGAAACACAUGAGCAUACAGUCAGCAUCAAAGAGGGCACAAAUACAGUUAACCAAGUAUUUGCUUUGUUAACUCUAACAGAGUCAAAUCAAUAUGAUCAUUAUCUGUACAAUUCAGCCAUGCAGGUUGAAAUCCCGUCAUAAACUUCACCGCACCAUCUCAACAUCUGUUAACACUUUAUUAUGCCUCGACUGCAGCCCAUCUCUCUUUCAUCGCUCCUCUUUUGUUCCUCUUUUUUCUCCAACAUUUCUCUGGUUGCCUCCUCUCCUUUGCAGAUCUUUCUGAAGUCUAUGGCAGCUGGAAACUUCUGACAGUCCAGAAGGACCUGAUAGUGGUCUGCUGCUCCAGCCCCAACACGCCUCCCACCCUGGUCAGACAAAACACAUUUUCACUCUACAGACUGCACCAUUCAAAGGAUUUGUUAGAUUUAAAAGGAUUUGCAUGUGUUUUUUUUUUCUUUUUGGUGACACGAACAUUGUCCAUUAUCAUGUGUGUGUUUUCAGAGGGUGGGUUUCCUCCCCAGGACUGGGGAGGCUGUGACCUGGCACACUCUGCAGAGGCCGAUAAUGACCUUUGACUUCCACUGGAGAUAUCUGGAUAUUAGACCUCCACCAGAGGAGGACAACAGACACUACUGUAAGCACACAGUCACACAGUCACACACACACACACACACACACACACACACACACACAAACACACAAUCAGUGACUUGUGCUGGGCAGUAUCCUCUCAAAUCUACGAUCAGCUGAACAGUUGACUUUUUUUUUCGGUUGAUGGAUACUGAAUAUAGGGGUAGUUUGAUUAUUGAUCUUGGCCAAUUACCAGGGUUGACAUUCCCCAUUUGGCCAAUUAUCUUUUAUCAGAAGUGAUUUCAAAGACAUCUCUGAUUCUGCAUGCCAUAUUUCCUCUGGGGGUCUUUCCAGAGUUGAGCGGCUCUGAUGAAAAGAGCUUGAUCUCCUCCUGAGCCACCUGAGGAUCUCAGACUGCAGGACAGCUCAUAUGGAGUCAGCAUUUCUAUAAUGUAUCUCAGGGCAAGACCCACACAAGCUUUAAAAGUGAUCAGUCAAAUCUUACAAAGAGAAUAAUCUUGACACAGUUUUUGACAAGGAUUCUGGGAGGUGUUUCAACCCACUGUGCUCCACUGUUUCUGAGGAAGCCAUUACUUUGUAAUGUAGGAGGAAAUGGCAGAAUAAAAACAUAGUAACGAUCACAUCUCUUUCUCUCUUAUCAGCUGGUUUAGACUUUGGUGCUGUCCUGGUUAAACCCACUUAUUCUCACUCUGAAGCCAAGACUCCUCUAGUUAUCUUCAUCCACGGUAAUGUUGAACUCUUUAUUACUUUAUUUACUCAGCUGUUGUGUUUCUUUUCGCUGGAUUGAUACACUUUAAAGGUAAUAUCAUGGUUUUAGUUUUUGCUUGUGUGUUUUCCAGGUGGCCCUCACUCACAGUUCCCAGCAGGGUGGAACUGCACCGCAGCCGGGCUGACAAAACUGGGUUUUGCCGUGCUCAUGGGUGAGAAACCUCUGAAUUAGUUAACCAUUGCAGGUAAAGUGAUGGUUUUUUUUUAAGUUGGAUUUUGAAAGAAAAUGACUGUUUCAUUAUAUCAAAGCUGCUGUUAGGAACAUUUGGUUUGUUUUAAUAUCAGCACCUCCUGCAGACAGAGCGAUACCUUUUGUCCAGUACCUGUGAAAGCACUAUUUUCAGACAAAAACCUCCUCCUGUAAUCUUGUAACAAUAAAAUGUAUUUCUCACUGUGAGUAAUACCUGUAUAUAAAAACAAAAAAAUCAAUUUUUUUCAGCCUUUUACAGUCAUUUUGUUAAACAGCAUUAAAAAUGACAGCAGAAAAAUCAUCAGAAUUUUUGAUGAUGGUCUUUGUUCACUUGUUCACUUUUCAUGUUCAUAAAGAGACAUCAGUAAGAGUUUUGCUCUGUUUCUCAACCAGUUUGAAAGUCCUUACAGUGGCUUUAAAUAUGAACUAUGACAUUAUAUGUAAUAUCAAACUAAAAUAAGCUCCUAGUUUGCUCAGCUUUGGCUUAAGCGCAGGUUAAACAUGAGCUAAGCUUGGACGAACUGUGGACCACUUUAAUUUCCACUUGGGGAGGUUUGAUGGUUUUAAAAAUAACAGAUUUUAUUUCUAGAGCAUCAAUCUGGUCAUUUUUUGGGUAAUUUUUUCUGUCUUCUUAUAAGCUAUAACUGGUCUAAAGUUCUCCUUGGUGACCAAUAGCUUAAUUUACAAAAUCCAUCAUUUCUUCACCUCAUAGUAUGUGGCUGCAGCAUGCAUGAUAAGCUAUUAGUGCUUUCUUUUAAUGUAUACCUAUGAAUGAAACAUCGACUACCAGUGGAUCAUUUAGAUACUUAAAACUUCACGCUCUGUAGAUUUGAGGACAAAUUCAGAAGUGUUUUUUCCCCCAUAAUAAAGACUAUAAUUAUGUCAAGACUUAACUGUUGGAAGUACAGUUUUUGCCCUAAGUUCAGCAAACACAGAUAUGGGUAAGGAUUUCAUUUUCUAGUAUUCAUGCCCUGAAACAGGCAUAUUUCCUGAUGUUGUUCCUGUGAUUCAAGCUUUUUUGGGUUUGCUUUUCUCUUCAUCACUUGCCAUUACCAAAAACAUCAUUUUCUUUCCAUUCAUAUGUGUCUCUCUCUAGUGAACUACAGAGGAUCCACAGGGUUUGGUCAGGACAGCAUUUUGUCACUGAUUGGGCAGAUUGGAAGCCAGGAUGUAAAAGACGUGCAGGUACUAGCUGAUAAAUGUCUAGAUUGGUUGAUGAUAACAUCUUUUGUUUUGAGAGAGAGGCGGCCUUUAUAGCUUUAUGGUGCAGCCAGCCACUGGGGAGAGCUCUAAAAGUUUUGUCUUCACUUGAGGGGAGCUGUUGUGCUGUCUGUUUUUUUAUAGAGUCUUUGAUCUGUACACAGACGGCUGUGCUCGCUGCCCUUCGGUCAGAUAUGACCCUUGACCCAAAACGCUUGGCUGUGAUUGGUGGUUCUCAUGGGGGCUUCCUGUCCUGUCAUCUGGUUGGUCAGUACCCAGACUUCUACAAAGCAUGUGUGGCCAGGAAUCCUGUCAUCAACGCUGCCACUUUGCUGGGAACCAGUGACAUAGUGGACUGGUGAGACAUGUUGAAGCUGCUAAUACUCAGUCUUUUCUGGAAGUCCCUGAGCUCACUCAUGUCAGAGGUUCCUCUGGAUCACUGCUGCAGACAUCAUGCCGACGUGGACCUGCCUGCUUUCCAGCUGCUUCAUCCACAUGCAUCAAUCUGACCUCGGUCCAUCUCUUUCUGCACCUCCCUCUAUCCCCUCUCUAAACCCAGUGCAGUAGCAGCAGAUGUCUGGUCUAGACCAGUCAACUGUUAAACAUUUCGGAUUAACACUUGUGAAUUGACGCUGUAUAAAUAAAAAUUAAUUGAUUAACUGACAUGAGCAGUCACUCAAGAACUCACAGCUUUACAUGCAGCAGCGCAUCCUGACUGGUACAAAAACUGAAUAUUCCCAUCUGUUUCUGCAGGCGUUACAGCAGCGUGGGCUUCCAUUACUCAUAUGACCAGAUACCCACUGCUGAAGCACUGGCUUCCAUGUUGGAGAAGUCCCCCAUCACUCACGCUGCUCAGGUCAGACACACAAAGACUUACAAUCCAGUCUUUUAUUAUAAUCUGCACAUGUCAUUUCUGUUCUGCAAUGUGUAAAGUUGAACUAAAACCUUAAACUUCAUCUUUUGGUAGUCUCUGGAGCCUAAACACAACCCAAACUUUAACAACUUAAAUUGUUGAUAUGAUUUUGCCAUUUUUGUAGUUUUGCUAGAAGUCGCUCCUAUUGUAUUUUUUGGCAGGUAAUAGAAGGUAAGAAAUAGAAGUCGUGUAAAUUAAACAUUCUUCCAAAAAUGCCUUCAACUGCAAGUGACUGGAUAAGCAGAUGUUAUGUCAUGGCUUUUGAGCUGAGUUAGGUUGCAUACAGACAGGCCCGAGGAAAAUCACAGCACAUUUUCAAGGAAAUCAAACCUUUACUUUCUGGUGUGUGAGAAAAUCUGCUCUAUCUAUCAGCAUGUGAAGGGGCUACAUUGAAGCUGGCAUGAGUUUUCAAACAUUUUAUGAGCUUUAUAUUUUUCUAGUGUAGCUUAUACCAUUUAUUUAGCAAAAACAAUGGCUACAUUAAAAAGCAGAAUCAAUCUGACCAUCUUCUAUGAUCAGGCUGAUUGAUUUAACUGCUUUUCCAUUUUUUCUCUAGUUGCAUGCGUUGAAAUGAAUCACUUUGUUUGAGGGAACCAGGACUGAACUUAAAAAACAGGAAGAAACUGAAAUCAACCAUUUGUUUUUUACAUUUGUGUUACUGCUUUUGUUUGUAGGUCAAGGCUCCUGUGCUGCUGAUGCUGGGGGGCAAAGACCGACGAGUGUCUCCUCACCAGGGUCUGGAGCUUUACAAAGUCCUGAAGAGCAGAGAGUCACCUGUCAGGUAGAAUACAGACUGAACCAUGUCUUCCUGGUCUGAUGUAACAAAAAACUACAGCAGGUUAAAUUCAGGACAUUCAGUUAUUUUCACACUGACAGUGAUGAGUGUGAUUAUUUAGACUCUCUCUCUUUUUAUUUGUCUGUUUAGAUUGUUGUGGUUUCCAGAGGAUGGACACUCUCUGUCCAGAGUGGACACACAGGCCGACUGCUUCCUUAACACAGUGCUGUGGCUGCACCAACACGUCUGAGCACACACACACGCACACACACACCAAAUGCACAAACAGUUCAAAAUCAAAAAGUAAUCAAAGUUUGCUGAAGGACUCCUGCUCCUGGUGAACACCCUUAUCAAAGACGAUAAAUCUGUUUAUUAUCACAGCAGGGGACUACUUUGAACCCGCCACUGCCUUUUUAAGACAAAAACCCACUUUCUAUGUUACUCAUGUUAUAGUGUGUUAUAUUUUGUUAAAUAAAUUUCCAAAUCAAAACAUGAAAUAAAGUGAAUUUUAUACAUCUGCAUUAAAAUGUGGAUUUUAAUGUGUUUUGUUUCCUCUCUUCUAUAUUCAAAAGAGCCCCACAACUUUUACUGCCACUCCUGUUUGUUGUAUGAGCAAUAUUUUACCUUCCAGAGGUCUUACUGUAUUUUUAAAUGUACCACUGUAGGCUGACUAAAAUGGCAUACAGUGUGGCUGCAAUUGGCACAAUGUCCAGCAGAUGGCAGUGUCUGGCUGUUGUUUUUCCCCGCUAGAACUGUCAAUGCUUUGAAAGGUUUUACCAUACUGGCUUAAAGUUCCAUGCAGAAAAAAAAAACAUUUAAACAUUGAUGUAAGUGUUGAGGAUCAACUGCAUAUUGCAAUAAUCAGCUGUGUUUUCUGCAAGUUUCACCAUAAUGGUUUGUAUAUCAUUUUUCAGUCUUUCCAAAACAACAACAACUAUGAAACACAAAAAAGACCCAGAGCUCAAAUUGUCAAAUGUUCCUUCAACAGACAUAUUUUUUAAACCGACACCUGAGGUUCUGUGGUAACAUAAACCCACUGCUGAGCUGUAAACUAUCCAAACCACCUGAAACUUCAUCUGCAGUCUUACUGCGGCCCAUGACAGUCGUCUUUACUGAGCUGCCCAAACAAAUAUCCCGAGUAACCCUUCAGCCAAGUCGGUUACUCUCAAAAGUUACAGGCAGGAUUGACUUAACCUCAGUUUAUUUCCUCUCAUCAGGCAGGUUUUUUUCUGAAACUUCGUUUACUAAUCGUAAAUCAUUUAAAGGAAGCUGCUGGUGCACAAGUGAAAGUUCUCUUCCUACCUCCCGAUUGAGACUUAUAACAGUGAGAGUAAGACCACAGGUGUGACAGUCGAAGGAGUGGCCCUGUAUUCUAGUGACUUUCAGUCUUUUGCUCAAGUGGUUGUCAUAGUAACAGGCUGAAAGUCCCCAGUUUGCAGGGUCACUCAUUUAACUGAGACAUCAACAGCUGCCUGUGCCAUUCUUUGUGUCAAUUUUGGUGCCCCCUGUGAACAGAGCAGUCUUUGCUCAUUUUGUUCUCUCCAUACUUAAGUAAUAUCAUCUGACGAAAAAUCUCAUCCUGCUAACUUCUGAUGGUCAAAUUUGUCAUUUAUCGUGAAUAAUUUAUGUGGAAAUUGCAAAAGGAAGCUAUUUCUUCAGCUGCUCAGCCAGCACUUAACCUCUUGCAUUCAUUUCAGGCCUUAAAAAUGACAAAUUAAAAAGCAUCCGUCUUGUUAAUAAUGGUCUUGAUUGCUUUCGUAAAUCAUUUAAGGGGAUCAACAUGAUUUCCAGACCAGAAACAUAAAAAAACUCACAGGGGCUCUGUUGACACAUGUGUUAUGCACUCACGGCCUCGGCUAGGUUUUGUUUGUCCACUAAGUGUCUAUUUGCUUGCUCCAGCUAAAACAAUAAAGUUGUGUAGGCAAAAAGCUUGAUUUGGAUAUGCCAAUCCUUUUAUUCUUUUUUCACAAUUAACCAAUAAAUUCAACACAAAUUCCAACUGCCAGCCUGCGAUCACAAAACAAAAGGCUUCUUGUGUGCAACACCUGAAGUAAUUAGUGGGCAUCUUAAAUGUGCUUUGGUGCGCUCCACAGCGCCACAGAGGUAAAAUAAAGAAUGGCCAAAAAUGGCUGCACCAGGCUCUGACAUUACCCUGUGAUGUAAAAAUGGACACAUGCACAAACACUGGUAUUCAUGUAUUAAGUAACAUUCUUGUGCAAACAUUUCUCUUCCUCAAUUGUAUAUGAGAUUUUCAACAUGUUAACUUGGAAGAGGCUGAAUGCUAAUGCUAACUGUGUUCUGAUGGUAGCUGAUGGGCUAUAUUCAUCUGUACUGUAUUCUUAUUUGUGUAUGUAUAUGUACUUUAAAUUCAAUUAUUUUAUGUUUAUCUAAUUGCACUUAUUUUAUGUGCAGUGCUUUGUGAUUUUUAUCGGUGAAACGCGCUUCAUAAAUAAACUUUACUUACUGCUAUUAAAGCUCCCGUA